This is a messenger RNA of Oxyura jamaicensis (ruddy duck), 1279 nucleotides long. RefSeq names its product chondromodulin (gene CNMD). Gene Ontology annotation, biological process: negative regulation of endothelial cell proliferation; negative regulation of angiogenesis. The record is from RefSeq and is a predicted model, not a curated record. Bases 45 to 1106 code for a protein of 353 amino acids. The transcript is spliced from 7 exons. Lineage: Eukaryota; Metazoa; Chordata; Aves; Anseriformes; Anatidae.
CCCCGCCGGGGCCAGGAGCAGGGGAGCCCAGGGCAGCUUCAGCCAUGGCAGAGGGGUCGGAGAAGGUGCCCAUCGCCCGAGCGGGGCCCGAGGACGUGGAGCAGUGCCUGCCGCCCGCGUACACGGCAGCAGUGUCCCCUCCGGGGCCAGGGCGGCUGCUGAAGGCAGGGGCUGCAGUGCUCAUUGCCGGGGCCCUCCUGCUCCUGGCCGGGGCCAUCGGCGCCUUCUACUUCUGGAAAGCCACCGAGCGGCAGGUGUACAAUGUUCACUAUACCAUGAGCAUUAAUGGAAAAGUACAAGAUGGAUCAAUGGAAAUCGAUGCUGGAAACAACUUGGAGACAUUCAAAACAGGAAGCGGGAGCGAGGAGGCUGUUGAAGUCCACGAUUUUCAGAUUGGCAUAACCGGCAUCCGCUUCGCUGAGGGAGAGAAGUGUUACAUCAAAGCCCAGCCAAAAGCUCACGUCCCUGAGGUGGAUGCCAUGACCAAGGCAAGCCUCUCCUCUGACCUGGAAGAUGAAAUCAUGCCUGUCAGAUUUGAUGAAAACUCCCUUAUCUGGGUGGCUGCAGAUGAACCUAUCAAGCAUAACGGCUUCCUAAGCCCCAGAAUCUUAGAGCUCUGUGGGGAUCUUCCAAUUUUCUGGCUUCGACCUACAUAUCCCAAAGAUAAACAACAGGAAAGGAGAGAAAUGAAGAGAAACAAACGCCAGUCAGAACCAACCUUUAAUACAGAAGACUUGGAAGCUGCUAUUGAAGAGGUGAACACCAGGCCACCCACCACCCAGCUGACUCGAGAGCUCGAUCAGCAGUCUAAUGAGACCAGGCCAGUUGGGCAAGAAACCGAUGUCGGGCAAGAGAGCGAUCAAACACUUAAUCCAGACAAUCCAUACAAUCAACUGGAAGGUGAAGGGAUGGCUUUCGACCCCAUGCUGGAUCACCUAGGCGUGUGCUGCAUCGAAUGCAGGCGGAGCUACACGCAGUGCCAGAGGAUCUGCGAGCCUCUCCUGGGCUACUACCCGUGGCCUUACAACUACCAAGGCUGUCGCACCGCCUGCCGAAUCAUCAUGCCCUGCAGCUGGUGGGUGGCUCGCAUCAUGGGUGUUGUGUGAGAAAAAGCUUUUGGUUCCUUGACAAAAGCAAGCAGAAAGAUUACAACAAUAAACUGAUAAAAGACUACGACCAAAGGGGCAUCACCAGUCCUGGCUUUUAAAGCAAAGCGUGUGUUACUGUACCAAGAGCGAGGUCAGUUAUUCAGUGUAAAUAAAAUCUUAAAUUAAUAGUU